AUGGCCUCGAGCUCAGCAACUAUUUGGACCGCGUUUCUUGCGGCGCUCAUCUCACUUUGGGCAUGUGCACCCAGCUUUGGUGUCCCAACCUCGAGGCAGGAGCCUCUCAGUGUUCUCAGGGAAAGAACCGGGCUCAGCAUCAGCCAGAAAGCUCCGCCAGUCGAAGGCCUAUCUCGCAAGGAGAAGGUGCUCAUGAGCAGGCUUUCAGAGCUGGGAAAGAAGGGCGACUGGCAAGGUGCCCGUCGACUGUACGGAAGUUACAAAGGUUCGGCCGUCACGGUGAUCAAUGCAGCCAUGCAGGCAGCUUACCGUUGCGGACAGUACCAAGAAGCAGCAGGAAUAUACAAGAAGCUGCGGAGUUUGCGUGUCGGGGUGAACGAAGUCAGCCUACUUGUGGGCCUGAAGAUUUUCGGAAAGUUGCAAGAUACCGUCAUGGUUGACGCGAUAUGGGCGGAGGUUUCAGAGUGCGGAUGGGUUGACAAGUUUCGAUGUGGUACCCGCAUUGAUGCAGCAGCUUACAUGGGGGACGUCGAGCAAGCAAAACGGCCUAGCCAUAACGCAGCCAUGUACCUGUUCAAAAAAAUGUUGGACUACGACAUAUCGCCAACCAUCGUCACCUGCACCAACUUGGCACGCGCAAAUGUGAUGGCAAGUCUUGAGCAGAUCCAGCGUGUCCGUGCCGUCAUGAAGGAAUACGGUAUCCGUUCCGAUGCAGUUUUCGCUGAGUCGUAUGUGCAUGCCCUGAUUCAGGGACGUCGUCUGAUCUCUGCUGCGAAACUUGCGGAUUUGCCUGAGUGCGAAGGGAGAUUUCAAAGAAGCUCAGAACGCGCUGCUCGAGAUCCAGGCCAACAACGUCGAGUUGACCGGACUAUGUCAAAGAGUCCUAAAGGCUGUGAAGCAAGCGGGCUUGUGAAGCCAUCAAUGUGCUUGCUUGGUGAUGACAAUAAUUACGUGCUGCCAGCUCAGGAGCACGGCAAGAAUCAGCAGCCCUGA
Molecule: messenger RNA, 993 nt
Organism: Symbiodinium natans
Lineage: Eukaryota; Dinophyceae; Suessiales; Symbiodiniaceae
Source: the annotation of a GenBank genome assembly